Molecule: messenger RNA, 951 nt
Organism: Neoarthrinium moseri
Lineage: Eukaryota; Fungi; Ascomycota; Sordariomycetes; Amphisphaeriales; Apiosporaceae
Exons: 1
Coding region: 1-951 (316 amino acids)
Source: RefSeq, a predicted model, not a curated record
AUGGCAUCGUCCGAGGUCGACCAAAAGUUUCUUGGCAAGCUUGCAAGAGCUGUUGAGCCUAGCAAUGCCCUACUAUCAUCGAUGCUGUUCAAAAUCCUUGGUUUAUCGAUCAACCUAGCCGGCCAAUUAGUCAAAGCUCGAAAACAACGACGUUUAGACACAACACGCAUGACCCAGUCCCUCGAGCUCUAUUUACAUAUCAUAUGGCUCUCAAGGGAGGGUCUAGUUAUGCUCGAGCAAUACGUCCUCCCCAUGGUUGGUGACCACGUGGAGUUAAAGGUGCUCGCCUUCAAGCUACGCGCGUCUUUUUACCACAUUUUUGUACUAUUCCACAACAACCCACCUGUGUCAACACUAGCAAUCCCGACAGCUGAGGAAGUGGCGGCUGCGACCGCAUCGCAACAACUCGAUAAAGGCAAAGGCGUUGCAAAAGACGAAGACAUCCCAGAAACAGCCAGGUCAUCUCUGCAGCCGACACAUGCCUUGGAGGGAGGGCCAGUCCUCCCUCCGCCUGGAUUUGGACCACAAACGCCUGAAGCAAUCGCCGCCUUCCUUCUCCCGUCGGUGAAUUAUCUACCCACGGCCCAUAGCUAUUUUAAGCAAGCAAUUGAGCUUGCAGACAGUCUACUCUGGGGGUCUCAUUCCCUUAGACUUUCAGUCAAGACUGAAUAUGCAGCCUUUUUGUACGAAUGUGUCCAUGACGCAGAGGGGAGUCGAAAAGUGGCAAAAGACACCAUCGCAGAGGUGUAUGAGGCAACCGAGGGGAUGGACGAUGAUAUGUUCAAUGACGCUUGUGAUCUUGUCACUGUCCUGGGCAAGAUGAUGAAGCGCGGACUAGGCUCAAGCAAUCCGUCAAGGAGUAGGGGUCAGAGCCCAGCAACUUUAGCGACAUCGCAAGGAGACAGUGUGGCGACAGCGGUCCCUCCUGCUGGCAUGCAAAACCCGAUAUGA